AUGUCAUUCUACCAACCCCUACCUGGAGACAAGUUUCUGUGUCUUGAUAAAUCCGCCAUGAUUCCAUUCACAAGCGUGAACGAUGAUUUCUGUGACUGUCUCGACGGCUCUGACGAACCUGGCACCUCAGCUUGCGACAACGGACGUUUCUACUGCCAGAAUACUGGUCACAUACCGUCUGUAAUUCCAUCGUCAAAAGUUAAUGAUGGUGUAUGUGAUCCAGAGUGCUGUAGUGGUGAGGAUGAGUGGAACAGUUCAGUCAAAUGUCCUGAUACAUGCAAACAAGCUGGAGAUGUGUAUCGAAAACAGAUGGAAGCUCAAGAAUCUAUUCAUAAAGAGGGGGCAAGACAGCGACGAGAGUAUAUCAAGUUUGGCAAAAAGUCGAAAGCUUCUCGACUGGUUGAGAUCAAGAAGCUGGAAGCCGAGUUGAAGAAGGAUGCUGUGACGCUGGAACAUCUGAGAGUGGCCAAAGAAACAGCAGAGAAAGCCGACGAACUCAAACAAGAAGCCGAAAAACCAGUCGACCAUACUUGUCCUACACGUUUAGAAGAAUGUGAAAAGUCUUAUUCAGAAGUGACUGACAAGAUCAAACUAUUGAUUGAAGAAGGCAAUCAAGGGUUUGCUAAUAUGGGUGAUGAUUCAAAGAGUAAAUGUGCACCGUUAAUGGACAAGAUACGAGAUAUACAGGAUACUCUUGAAGGAGAGGUUAUAGAAGAGUCAGAAGGAGGAAGUGAAUCUGCAGCAGCUGAAUCUGUCGAAUCUGAGGUGAUCCCGCCAUCAGAGCAUAUAGAAGAACCGGUGGGUACUGCAACCCCUGUAGAACAGGGUGCACCUACCGUAGCAGCAUUCAUACCUCCUGUAGUAGUCCCAACUAUAAAUCCACGAGUCGGUGGAUUGCCUGAGGCAGUCAUCACACCUCCAAACGCAGAACAGCCGAAACCAAAGAUUCAUCCCUGUGAUGAUUAUGAUGCAUCAUUCACAGCUUGUCUCGUUACGACCAUUAGUGAUAAUGUUAUUGGUAUGGGAAUCGCCAUGAAAUCACCACUUACAUGGCGAGGCUGGAGGUCUCUGAAACGGUCGUAUGCUAAACUAUCUGGUAGGGCCUCUUCUGAACCACUAGAUUUUGCUCAGUUGUCGGCUGAUGUUGAGAAGGCACGCUCGAAAUAUUUGGAUUUUGAGCGAGCAAAGAAUGAAAAGCAGCAAAAGUUGGAUGAAUUGAAAAAGAAGAGGGAUAUUGAUUUUGGACCAGCUGGUGAAUGGGAAAAGUUGUAUAAAACGUGCUUUGUGGGGGAUGCUGCUGAGUACAAGUAUGAGAUAUGUAUACUGGAUAAGGUUGUUCAGAAGCAAGGAGGCAUGAACACAGACUUGGGACACUUUACGCGCUGGGGAGGUCGCGAUGAAUCUUCAACACCUGGAGCUCUCAAAUACACACGAAUGAUGUUUGAGAAUGGUGUGAUGUGCUGGAAUGGACCUGCAAGGUCAAUGGAGGUCUUCAUUGAAUGCGGGAAAGAAAACGUGGUCUUGACGGCAAGCGAGCCGUCGAAAUGUGAGUAUACGAUGAAGAUACAGUCACCGGCUGCGUGUGUUGAAGAGGGCGACCUCGUGUCGUCAAAAGACGAGAAAGAAGAGCUGUAA
This is a messenger RNA of Synchytrium microbalum, 1635 nucleotides long. RefSeq lists its product as uncharacterized. Gene Ontology annotation, biological process: N-glycan processing. The coding region runs from base 1 to 1635 and encodes 544 amino acids. Gene Ontology annotation, cellular component: glucosidase II complex. NCBI's taxonomy places the organism in Eukaryota, Fungi, Chytridiomycota, Chytridiomycetes, Synchytriales, Synchytriaceae. The record is from RefSeq and is a predicted model, not a curated record. The transcript is spliced from 6 exons.